Molecule: messenger RNA, 782 nt
Organism: Gracilinanus agilis (Agile Gracile Mouse Opossum)
Lineage: Eukaryota; Metazoa; Chordata; Mammalia; Didelphimorphia; Didelphidae
Gene: HSPB3
Product: heat shock protein family B (small) member 3
Exons: 1
Coding region: 185-643 (152 amino acids)
Cellular component (GO): nuclear speck; cytoplasm
Source: RefSeq, a predicted model, not a curated record
GGUGUUGGUGAAAAGAUGAAGAGUGUUUUGCUGUGUGAUUCAGACUCAACUGAGUGGUGAAGUUCUGCCAGGGCUAUAAAAGAAAGGCAACUCCAACUGGAAAACCAGUCUGCGGACAACUGGGGUGGGGUCAUUCCCGGACCCGCUCUGAGACAAGCCGUUGGGAGCUCUUUUCGUCCCCGGCAUGGAAAGAAUCAUUAUAAGGCACCCGAUAGAAACUCCGGUCCGCUACCAGGAGGAAUUUGAAGCCCGAGGCCUCGAAGACUGCAGGCUGGAUCACUCUCUGUAUGCGCUGCCAGGGCCAGCCACAGUGGACCGGAGGAAGGCCAGGUCAGCCCAGGAUCCACCGCUGACCACCGAAGCCGAGGAGAAGCAAGCGGCGACAGACAGUAAGCCUCCUUUUCAGAUCCUGCUGGAUGUGGUGCAGUUUCUCCCUGAAGAUGUUAUCAUCCAGAUUUUUGAAGGCUGGCUCCUGAUCAAGGCUCAACAUGGCACCAGGAUGGACGAGCAUGGGUUUGUCUCAAGAAGCUUUACCCGGCAAUAUAAGCUCCCGGAUGGCGUUGAAACCAAAGACCUGUCUGCUCUCUUCUGCCAUGACGGCAUUUUGGUGGUGGAAGCGAAAGAUCGUGGAAGUGUUAACUGAAUUCCUGCCAGCUGCUGUUAAUAAGAUAGUCUGUGCCUUCCAGUGGGUCUGAGAGCUCCGUAUAAUGAGGGCAGGCAUGCGUGUGGCCCCAUUGGCUGCAUUUAUAGUGGGGAUUAAAAAAAAAAUAGAUCUGAAUAUA